GCAAGAACGUUGCGCACAAUGAUGUGACACCUAUCAAGCAUGGCGCCUUGCAGAGCACUCAGAAACUCCGCAAAGAUGACUUAUUGUGGUUAGCAUAUCGCGGCAGCGCUACAGUUCGCUACUGUAGCAUACUGUGGUUGAAAUGCUUGUGCAUUGUAGUACAAGAAGCAUUCAACGUGCGCAGAGAUUAUACUUGGCAAUAGGUGACGUGCUGCUGUUGACCGAGGAAGUUUCUUUAACGUAGAAGACGACGUUUGAAUCUUUUUAUGUUCACGAUGGUCGAACUCGAUCGCUUCAGGUCACAGUGGUUGCGAGAACUGAAAGUAGACGCGGCACGAAAGCCGGUUGGACCUGAAGAUCUUGUUGGUGUCGUCAUCGAGGAUCUUCGUGCCGACGACGCAAAUGUUGAUAACGAAGAUCGGCUUGUCAGAGUUGAUUGUGAUGGUGGCGCGCGCACUGUCAAACGUGCUGCCAAGCGGAGAUUAAUCAAACUCGAGUCGAACACGCUUUGCCAGGAGCAGCCUAGAGCCUUCGACAUUGCGGACCGCCUGCUUCAGGGCGAAAUCCUGACCGACGACGAUUUGUUCGGGAAGUGCGAAGAGAAGAAGCGCGCCUUAGGUCUCAAGACGCCAGUGGAGUGCUCAGAAGUGUCCACCGCGCCUGCUUCCCUGUCUGUAGAGGACGCCUGCUCAUCGUUGGUGGACACUUUCAUCAAUGAUUUGAAUGAAAUUACUGAAAUUCCAUUCUUUGACACUUAUCUUCCUCGUGAAGUAGCCAUCGACAUCUUUAAGCACCUGGACAUUGUUGAUCUCUGCAGAUGUGCUCAGGUCAGCCGCGGCUGGAGAUGCGUAGCAGACGACGAGCUGUUGUGGCAUCGACAUUGUUGUCAGAUGGGAUUUGCAGAUGAGACCGUGACAGCAGAAAAGACUAACUGGAAGCAAUACCUCAAGGACCAGAUGCAGAGGGAGUCUCUUCUCAGGCACAACUGGAAGAAUCGCAUUGGACGACUUUAUGAGCUGGAGUAUUCAAGGGCUGGUGUACUGUCAGCAGUUGACUCAUCUGAAGACUUCAUCCUUGCAGGGUAUUCGAGUGGUGAGGUGCGCCUGUGGCAGCGAACCAGCUCAGGUGUGCAGCUGAGGAGUGUCAUCUUGGAUGGCACCAUACACCCAAACAGCUUAAACUAUGUCAGUUCGAUAGCCCUGGCCAAAAGCUGUUUUGUAGUCACCUAUGCAGAAGGUGAGGUCUGUGUUGGUGGUUUAAGUGGCUGUUCUACAUCAGCUACUGCUUGCAAUCAGACUAUUGCCCUCACUGGGCCAGCCAAGGUCGCAGCUUCCAAGCAGGACAACCACUUCGCUGCUUUUGGAGGCACAAGCAUUGCCCUUGUGGAUCCAACAGGUCAAAUCUAUUCGGCCCAGCUCCCUACCAAGGUGUCUCAUGUGGCGCUUCUCCCAACUGCGUGUGGCCGACAGCAGCCACCUCUAGUGUCAGCUGCUGAAGACGCCGUGAGGCUGCAUGCCGGGCACCAGUUUGAGGCAGACGGCCUCUCUCUGCAUCACCUGAUUGGUGCCACCGUCACCUGCUUAGAUUCCUCUGAUGCUGUCAUUGCCCUUGGGCUCACUGACAGGUCUGCUGUCAAUGUCUUUCAGGUUCCUCUGUAUGCGGCGGAGAAUGGACGACUGCUUGGCACACUGACCAGCCACACAAGCUCUGUUGUGUGCGUCAACAUCUCCCACUGUCCUGACAACCUGGUGCUGACCGGGAGCUGUGACAAGAAUGCACGUAUCUUUGACCUGCGGACACUGCAGUGUGAGGUGCGCAUCAGUGCACACGGACUGGGUGUCACCCAAGUGCAGAUGGACGAGCACAGCCUGGUGACCGGUGGUCAGGAUGGUCUCGUCUGCGUGUGGGACCUGCGCACCAAGGCAAAACUCUGGGAGAUGUUCUGCAGGCACCCUGUGAAACACUUGAGAGCCAACCGAACCACCCUUGUCACUGCACACGUGCCCUACAACCUGUUUCCAGAACCAGAGGAUGGCAACAUUGUUGUUCACACAAGGCAGAGGGGGUCCAUCCGAAUGUACGACUUCUCGGCCAACCAACAGACUUCAGGAAUUCCAUCAAUAUGUCUGUCUUCGUAUGACGAACCAGCUGGUUACAACUACAAUGUUCGCUUGGCUGUACCUUAUGAUGAGAUCACGGAUGUCAUCUGAAAGAGCUGUUGAGCAGGCCUGUCAAUGUUUUGUAAAUAAAUAUACACGUGAAUUCUCA
Dermacentor andersoni is the source of this 2268-nucleotide messenger RNA. RefSeq names its product F-box/WD repeat-containing protein 8-like. The record is from RefSeq and is a predicted model, not a curated record. Lineage: Eukaryota; Metazoa; Arthropoda; Arachnida; Ixodida; Ixodidae. Gene Ontology annotation, molecular function: protein binding.